Messenger RNA from Seriola aureovittata, 2868 nucleotides. It is a transcript of the gene lfng, whose product is annotated as LFNG O-fucosylpeptide 3-beta-N-acetylglucosaminyltransferase. Gene Ontology annotation, biological process: regulation of Notch signaling pathway; pattern specification process. Lineage: Eukaryota; Metazoa; Chordata; Actinopteri; Carangiformes; Carangidae. The record is from RefSeq and is a predicted model, not a curated record. The coding region runs from base 136 to 1245 and encodes 369 amino acids. The transcript is spliced from 8 exons. Gene Ontology annotation, molecular function: O-fucosylpeptide 3-beta-N-acetylglucosaminyltransferase activity. Gene Ontology annotation, cellular component: Golgi membrane.
GAACGGACCUUUGAUUCAUCCUGUUGUGUUUUACUGAGAGAGAGAAAAAAAAAUACCAUAUGGACUUUGCAUUGGAGAUUCGAGCUGCUUCAUAGUUUUUAGUGUUUUUUUUUAUUUUUUUUUUAAGUUUUAAUCAUGCUGAAGAAUAACGGAAAGAAGACAGCUAUCUCUGUAGCCAGCGCAGCGUGCUUCUGCCUGCUGCUGCUCCUGGUCGCUGUGCAGCAUCACCGGGUCCAGGUGGACGAGGAGACGGGCGGAGAGGACACCGGGACGCCCUCUCUUCUCCGGGGAGAUGAGGCACAGGACGGUAGCGCACAGGUUAAGAAAGGAUUCUCGGCGUACUUCACCAAGCUGACCCGCGGACGUAGGGAGGUGGAGAAGCCCGCACGCUCCUCUGCGUCCGCCGCCGAGCCGCCUCCAGCUGAGGACAUCAGCGCUGAUGACAUCUUCAUCGCCGUGAAGACCACCAAGAAGUUCCACCGGUCCAGACUGAACCUGCUCCUGGACACAUGGGUCUCAAGGAACAUGCAACAGACUUACAUCUUCACAGACGGAGAGGAUGAGGAGCUAAAAAAGAAAAUUGGGAGUCAUGCAAUCAACACCAAUUGCUCCGCAGCUCAUAGCAGACAAGCUCUGUCUUGCAAGAUGGCGGUGGAAUAUGACAAGUUCAUAGAGUCUGGGAAAAAGUGGUUCUGUCAUGUUGAUGAUGACAACUACGUGAAUGUUCGGACUCUGGUGAAGCACCUGUCCCAGUACCCCCACACCCAGGACAUGUACAUCGGCAAACCCAGUCUGGACCGGCCCAUAGAGGCCACAGAGAGACUGGGGGACAAUAAGAUGAAACCAGUCAACUUCUGGUUUGCUACUGGAGGAGCAGGCUUCUGCGUGAGCCGGGGUCUGGCACUGAAGAUGAGCCCGUGGGCCAGUGGCGGCCACUUCAUGAACACAGCAGAGAAAAUCCGCCUGCCGGACGACUGCACCAUCGGCUACAUCAUCGAGUCGGUUCUCGGGGUCCCACUGACCCGCAGCAACCUGUUCCACUCCCACCUGGAGAACCUGCAACAGGUGCAGAGGUCUGAGAUUCACAAGCAGAUCACCCUCAGUUAUGGGAUGUUCGAAAACAAGAGUAAUAUUAUCAAUUUGAAAGGGGCUUUUCCUGUGGAGGAGGAUCCAUCCAGGUUCAAGUCUGUGCACUGUCUCCUGUAUCCAGACACCCCAUGGUGUCCCCCUCAGGUUGCCUUUUAGGGCGACCGCUCCUUUCUCAUCCUCGUCCCCGUCGUGCCUCGGUAUCUGAAAGGCUCAAGGGGACCAGUGUUUGGUAUUAGACCGUGCGGCUGCUGUUGCUGCAGUAAUGCACGGUCUUUAAUAGUUUUACUGGGCUGCUGUGCGGCCCGCCUCGGGACUAUUUCUUCCUGUCUGGAGCCAGGACCCCCCCCCCCCCCCAUAAUGCUGGGGCGGAGGACUCCAGCUCUCGGCAGGAAGUAGCUUUCAGCGUUAAGCUUUGCAGGCAAUCAGUUGAGCUUUGUAAUGUAUAUGUUGCUUGUAAAUGUAUCUGCGAUUCUCAUAGAAUGUAUUGUCAUAUAUUCAAGCCUUUUUGCCAGCUUUCCAUUUAACAUUUUUCUUUUUGUUUUCGCUUUCAAAAAUGCAAAGCCAUUCAGGUCUGUAGGCUUUUCUGGCUUUUACCACAUAUAACUGGCUUUUCCAGGAUUUUUAUUUUUGUUUGUUUAUGUCUAUUAAUUCAGAUGACUCCGGACAAACGCUCUAAUAUGAAGAUGUUGUGCUUUUAAGUUAACAGUGUUAUUUCUUCUACGAACCUGAGCUGGCAAUAUAGGCUGAUUUCCAAAAGCAUCGUUUGGUGACCUAAUCUGAGGUAUAUCAGGACAAAGCACUUUUCCCCUUUUAAAAUUUUUUUUUGGUGAACUGACCUAAUAUUUACGUCCUUUAAUGACAUGCCUCAGAUUUGUGUCUAAACCAACAACAACAAAAAAAUAACCCCCUCAAAAUCUCAAUAACUAUUCAUUUUUAUGUAUUUAAUAACGCUCCUUGCAUUUGUUACAAUCAGGGAAAAACAAUGAGUGGAAGAGAUUUUGAUUUGGGGUUACAAUCAGCUUUUGAAUUGCUUUGAAAAGACGUUUCUUUUUUUUUUGAAAAUUGCACAGUUGAGUUUCAAAUGAGCUGAUGUUUGCUCCUGAGAAGACUCUCACCUCUAAAGGCUCAACAGUGGAGAAUUACUAACUUCAAGCUUGGGACAGAGAAGACCCAAAAUAGCAGAGAGAAAAGCAGUUUGAACCGUGGAAUCUAAAUAAUAACCACACGUGUAAUCUGAGCUUCAGUCUAUAAUAGUUUGCACAAAAGACUGAUGAGCCUCUCUGUUAUUAUUAUUAUUAUUAUUAUUAUUGUUAUUAACAUGAAUGUUCUUUAUUUACACAUAAUAUUGGCUGGUUACUGUUGAGGCUUGUGAGGUGAAAACUUAACAAGAGCAACGUCAGUGUUUGCACAUGGAGGUGUUUGUUCCCUCUGUGUCGUCUCUCACCCAUAUUGGGUUUCGCUGUACAUCUUGAUUACAGUAUUGUGUACUGUGCCUUUUUGUUCAAACGACUAGCUAUCGUAUAUGUUUAGAAUGUAAUUUCCCCCCCUUUUGUGGUUUACGUACGCUUUUAAUGACCCGGACACGAUUUUUGUACUGCUUUGAACUGUGUGACUAAAUGACUGUGGUGUUUAUUCUCCAGUAUCUGGAGGGUUUCGAACAGUUCAGUCCCAACACCGGCUUCUCAGGGAUUAUGAGCUGAUCGUGGUAUCAACUACCAUGGGACCCACGGUGGGACCUGAAACUUUUAAAUAAAAGUGCAUAACCACUGAGAAACUUAA